Molecule: messenger RNA, 2448 nt
Organism: Xyrauchen texanus (razorback sucker)
Lineage: Eukaryota; Metazoa; Chordata; Actinopteri; Cypriniformes; Catostomidae
Gene: tube1
Product: tubulin, epsilon 1
Exons: 12
Coding region: 114-1526 (470 amino acids)
Biological process (GO): mitotic cell cycle; microtubule cytoskeleton organization
Cellular component (GO): microtubule; cytoplasm
Molecular function (GO): GTP binding; structural constituent of cytoskeleton
Source: RefSeq, a predicted model, not a curated record
GCGAAACGCCCACUAUUUCUAUGGUAACACUACAGAACGUUACUCACAAAGCAGCAAUGGUGUAAUAAAGUCACAUUUGGGAAUGAUCUGAUGUUAUUCCACGAACUCUAAAGAUGACACAAUCCAUAGUGGUUCAAGUUGGUCAGUGCGGGAAUCAGGUGGGAUGCAGAUUCUGGGACCUCGCGCUCAGAGAACACGCGCACGUCAAUCAAAAGGGAGUUUACGAUGAGGCCUUAAGCAGCUUUUUUAGAAAUGUCGACCCAAGGAGAUCUGGUGGAGCAGACUCUACUGGGGGCAGGAUCACAGCUCUGAAGGCCAGGGCUGUGUUGGUGGAUAUGGAGGAGGGAGUCUUGGGCGAGAUUCUACAGGGGCCAUUGCGUCAGCUCUUCAGCAGCAAGCAACUCAUCAGUGAUGUCUCUGGUUCAGGGAACAACUGGGCUGUCGGGCACCACACAUACGGCUCGGCCUAUAGAGAGCAGAUUGUGGAUCAGGUCCGCAGGGCUGCAGAACACUGCGAUUGCCUUCAAUGCUUUUUUCUCAUUCACUCCAUGGGAGGAGGGACAGGAUCGGGUUUAGGUACAUUUGUGUUGAAGCUUCUAGAAGAGGAGUUCCCAGAGGUCUAUCGGAUAGUUACCUCUGUCUACCCGAUGGCAGAAGAUGAUGUCAUCACCUCUCCUUACAACAGUGUCCUGGCCAUGAAAGAACUCACCGAGCAUGCAGACUGUGUCCUGCCUGUCGAUAACCAGUCUCUGGUGGAUAUUGUUAGUAAGAUACAGCAUAUGUCCCACACUGGCAAACUUGGCAGUGUCAUCAAGAAGGAAUCAACCAUAAUUUCUGGGCAGGGAGGGAUGGUGAAGGUCGAGAAGCCCUUUGAUGCCAUGAACAACAUUGUGGCCAACCUACUUCUUAAUAUUACCAGCUCAGCACGGUUCGAGGGCUCUCUCAACAUGGACCUAAAUGAGAUAGCCAUGAACCUGGUGCCUUUCCCACAGUUACACUACCUGGUGUCCAGUCUCACUCCCCUCUACACACUCGCAGAUGUCAACAUACAACCACGCAGGCUCAAUCAGAUGUUCUCAGAUGCAUUCAGUAAGGACCAUCAGCUGAUCAGAGCUGACCCCAAACACAACCUGUAUCUGGCCUGUGCUCUCAUGGUGCGAGGGAAUGUUCAGCUGUCUGAUCUGCGCGGGAACAUUGAACGGCUAAGGCCCACGCUGCCAUUUGUCCCAUGGAAUCAGGAAGGAUGGAAGACCAGCCUGUGUUCUGUCCCUCCUGUUGGUCACACCCACUCCCUGCUGGCCCUGGCCAACAACACUUGUGUCAAGUCCACAUUUAGUGAACUACGGGAGCGUUUUGUGAAGCUCUACCGCAGGAAGGCUCACCUGCAUCACUAUCUCUCAGUGGAUGGCAUGGAGUCAGCUGGAUUCAGUGAGGCGCUGUCAUCUCUCUCAGAUCUUAUCGAGGACUACACGCACCUGGAAAGCCCUAUCAUGCCCAAUGCCCCUAGACUUACCAUUGCAACCUGACUUGAAACUAAAAUGAAUAUGGCUAUGAAAGCAGCUUUUUGCGAGAAAGUGGCGUUCCUGCUUGCAUGCACCUUAUAAGCAGCUUACCCUUUACUCCCAUAUACAUACGACUCCGUCAGUAAGCAGCUUUCUUCACAGCCAUGUAAUUACCCCGUGAUGCUUGGGUAAAUGACAAACAACAUGGCAUGCAUUUGCUUCACUUUAUUUCCACAUAUUCCAGAGUUGUUGCAGUGUUUGAUUCCUUGUUCUAUUGCGACCUGCAGCGAAAUUGCGCUGCAAUAAUGGGGUUUCCCUCUCACAUAAAACUCUGGGAUUCCCCCAAUAUAGAAGCGCAUGUUCACGAAUGUGUGGGGCAGGCGAUAUUUUAUAUUGGUAUGUAUAAAUGGCUUGUAGUUUGUAUGUGUAUGUGCAUUUCCCUCUGUACUCCCAGAAAUGUUAAAUACUUUCCACUGUGUUGAUUGCAAUGCAGUGUUCCAGUCAUUGUAAAAUUAGAAAAAUUCCUUAAUGUCCUGGAAAUUAAUAAUUUAUCCUGGGAAAUUAUUAGUUAUUAAUAUUAGCGUAAUACAACUGUUUGCUUGUGUCACUGGCAAGGUUACAUGUAUUGAUGUAGUGCAAUUUUUUUUUUUUUCAUUCCAACCCUGCUGUAGUGUUAAAUACAAAACCAUUCGAGUUGUACAUUUAAAGACAACGACGAUACUCGAACUAAAGAUUUUCGAUUUUUGGAAAUUGUUUCACACCAAGGUGGUAGCGUGGUGAUGCAGCCUUUACACCUCGGUAUGUAAAUUAAAUGUAAAUUAUAGAUUUUCAAUCAUUCAACAUUGUAGUCUUAUACAUCACUGAAUACAGUCAUAAAAAUUGCAUUAGCUAUCAAAUGUGGAAUGUCAUGGAAUUUGACAUGUUUGGGAUGAAAAUGCAUAAUUUC